AUGCGGACAGGUCGGGCGGCCGGCGAGCCCCCUUCGGCAGCGUCGCCGCCCAGGGGCUCCUCCUCGCCCCCCUACGCCCUCCAGCUGGCCAGCGUCAACAGCGUCAGGGGCAGCAGCAGUUCUCACCUUGGCAUGAACCUGAGCGGGAACAGCAGCAGCCCCGUGGAGCCCAUCAAGCCCCUGAUGGACCUGGGGGACGUUGAAGGGACGCUCACCCUGCCGGCCUACCCUGUGUUCGACGAGGCCACGCCCACCAAUGUCACGGCCAUGACGGGCAACGCCGCCUACCUGCACUGCCUCGUCCACAACCUGGGCAACAAGAGUGUUUCGUGGAUCAGACAGCGGGACAUCCACAUCCUGACGGUGGGUCGUUACACCUACACGACCGACGAGCGCUACGAGGUCAUUCACUCCCAAGGCUCCAAAGACUGGAUCCUCAAGAUAAAGUACGCGCAGUCGAGAGACUCGGGCAACUACGAGUGUCAGGUGUCCACCAAGCCUGUCAAAUCCUACACCGUCCACCUCCAUGUCUUCGCUCCCAAAGUAGAGAUCAUUGGGUCGCCGGAUAUGCACGUUGACACGGGUUCGACCAUCAAUCUGACCUGUGUCAUAGCUCAUAGCCCGGAGCCUCCGUCAUAUAUCUUCUGGUAUCACAACGACCAGGUGGUGAACUACGAGUCCCCGAGGGGCAGCGUCUCUGUGCUCAAGGAGGAGGACAACGUUUCCCGCAGCUCUCUUAUAAUACACGAAGCCCAACCAUCAGACACAGGGAAUUACACUUGUUCACCGUCCAACGCCGAUGGUACUUCCCUUCGUGUGCAUGUGUUCAGUGGUGACCCCCCCGCCGCCAUGCAGACCAACGGAGGCGUGGCUCUUUUAGCCCCGCCCUUCGGCCACGCCUUUUAUACCUGCCUCGUGGGGGGACUUUUCCUGACGCUGCUGACGGAGGACCUGCUGCUGCCGGGGACCUUCAGGGGCGGCGGGGCGGCCUAG
Molecule: messenger RNA, 993 nt
Organism: Penaeus indicus
Lineage: Eukaryota; Metazoa; Arthropoda; Malacostraca; Decapoda; Penaeidae
Product: zwei Ig domain protein zig-8-like
Exons: 7
Coding region: 1-993 (330 amino acids)
Biological process (GO): synapse organization
Cellular component (GO): neuron projection membrane
Source: RefSeq, a predicted model, not a curated record